AUGUCGCAAUCGGGCACUUCGGCCUCGGCUACCCGAUCCUCUCGGUCCCAGCGUAUACUCGCCUGUGUGCUCUGUCAACAACGCAAAGUCAAGUGUGAUCGCAAAUUCCCGUGUGCGAACUGUGUACGGUUUCAAACGGAAUGUGUCCCGGCAACUCUUACUCCACGACGACGGAGGCGCCGAUUCCCGGAACGCGACCUACUGGACCGGAUCCGCAAGUAUGAGGAUCUACUGCGUCAAAAUAAUGUUUCAUUCGACGCACUUCCAAAUGACUCUGGGGUGGGAGCAAACACUCCCUCGACUGAUGGCGAAGAAGAUUCAGAGGGCGAACGUCGCAGCGCAAUCCCUGCCACCCACAAACAAUCGCGCGAGGCCAAGGACCUAUGGAGUGUUCUCCGACAGCAAUGGGAAGGCGAAGCCAUCACCGAUGGGGUGAGCGAGGCGGGAAUCAAACGAGCAAUGGACCAGCUCUAUACCACGAAUGACAACAUUCUCUUUGGCCUACGUCACACUCCUAUCGUGCUUUCGAGCCUCCAUCCCGACCCUGUUCAGAUCUUCCGCCUGUGGCAGAUCUACCUCAAUAACAUAGACCCGUUGCUCAAGGUCACGCACACCCCCACUUUACAGAUGCGCAUCAUUGAGGCAGUUAGCAAUCUUCAAGAUAUCAGCUCGACACUUGAGGCGCUAAUGUUCAGUAUAUAUGCCAUGUCCAUCAUGAGCCUUUCGCCAGGCGAAUGUCAGGCCACUUUCAACUCACCCAGAGAAAAUCUGUUGACCAAAUAUCAAUGUGCCUGCCAGCAAGCGCUGCUCAACUGUGAAUAUCUACGCUCUGGUGACCGUGAGUGUCUAACCGCCUUUUUUCUCUUUCUUGUUUCCAUUGGUCGGGGUACAGAUCCCCGAUCUCUGUCUUCUAUGUUUGGUGUUGCGUUGCGCAUUGCGUACCGCAUGGGUAUUCACAGCGAGAGCUCUGCAGCUAAUCUCGAGCCUUUCGAAAUGGAAAUGCGACGGCGGCUCUGGUGGGCUUUCAAGCUCCUUGAUAGCCGCAUUGGCGAGUUGGCCGACUCUAAAACAAUCGCGCUGGAUCCAAUCUGGGACUGUCACCUUCCGCUAAACGUGAAUGACACCGAACUGCGUCCAGAUAUGAAAGAGCUACCUUCAGCUCAGGGGCCGUCGAGUGAUGCUCUGUUUAUUGUGGUCCGAAGUGCGAUAGGGGAUUUUAUUCGCCACGCCAAAUUCCAUCUUGACUUCACAAACCCGGUUUUAAAGUCCGUGGUUCAAGAAAUCAAGCAGGGCAAUGCGCCUGAGCAUGUCAAUCUGAUCGCUUUUGAAAAAAAUCUUGAAGACCGAUAUCUCAAGGCGUGUAGUGCAGAUAACCCUCUCCACUUGAUGACAGUAUGCGUGGCCCGCUCCCAAUUAGCGAAAACCCAUCUCUUGGAGCAUUAUUGGAGACUGUCUGAAUCACCAGAGGAUCCGACAGGUGCUCAGCGUGAUAUCAACAUGCGACACGCAUUCACUAUGUUAGAAUGUGAUGCUCAGGUCAUGUCCUCACCCAUCACGAAGGGGUAUCGCUGGUUACUUGGCUUUUACUUUCCGUUUCCAGCCUACGUCCACAUUGUUCAGGAGCUGCACAGACGUCCGACCUGCAAUCUGGCGGAGAAGGCAUGGCAGGUUCUUAGUCACCACUUUGAAGUGCGUGUCAACGUUCCCGAAGGACGAGACAGUCCCUUCUUCGAUAUUUUUACGAAGAUCGUCCUCUCCGCAUGGGAAGCCCGUGAGAAAAAGCUCGGGUGCAGAGAAACAGACUUGGCAGUACCAACUAUUGUCACGAUCAUCAAAGAACGAGUGAUGCAAAAGGCCGGGGAUACCGCUAGCAGGGAAACAUACCAGUCAAGUGAUAAUCUGGACAUGAAUCUCGACGGGCUAACGAUGCCGACCCCGAUGGGAUUUGGCAACUAUGGCAUGUUUAAUGGCCUUGGGGGCCAGUAUCCCGAGUCAGCCACUGGCUUCGGCAUGCAUCAGUACUUCAGAGCUUACCAAAACCCCAGCCAACUUCCUCUUAACACAAUGGACUGGACCUUUGGUGGAAAUAUGGCCUGGUGA
Messenger RNA from Penicillium argentinense, 2100 nucleotides. RefSeq lists its product as uncharacterized. Gene Ontology annotation, biological process: regulation of DNA-templated transcription; DNA-templated transcription. The record is from RefSeq and is a predicted model, not a curated record. The coding region runs from base 1 to 2100 and encodes 699 amino acids. Gene Ontology annotation, molecular function: zinc ion binding; DNA-binding transcription factor activity, RNA polymerase II-specific; DNA binding. The transcript has 4 exons. NCBI's taxonomy places the organism in Eukaryota, Fungi, Ascomycota, Eurotiomycetes, Eurotiales, Aspergillaceae.